Paramormyrops kingsleyae is the source of this 4035-nucleotide messenger RNA. The record is from RefSeq and is a predicted model, not a curated record. Lineage: Eukaryota; Metazoa; Chordata; Actinopteri; Osteoglossiformes; Mormyridae.
UUGAAAUGAGAUUUUGCCCUACAAAAAAAACAAAACUGCGAUGUAAGAACAUGGUGCAAAAAUGAGUACAUUCAAGUGAAGGUCUUAGGAAUGAAACUUGAUAAAAUGCUAAUUAAGAGGAACUCAAUAACAGAUGAGUCCACUCAGUCAUCACAUAGGUGGCGACUAGAUAAUUAAUGGUGGUAUUUAAGAAAUAAAAUCCCCUCCCAUUCAAUGCUGACAAUAAUGGCACUACAUGGAAGAUAAAUGUCAAGACUCUAGAACGAAAGUCAUUUCUUUACACAAAAAAAGGUUAAGGCUACAAGAAAAUCAGUAAAGGACUGCAAAUCAGUCAGACUACAGUAGCAAAAGUGAUUCAGAAAUUCAAAACGGAGAAGCCUCCUGAGAUGUCCAGGCCCUCUAUGGAAGCUAACAUCUCGACAUGAGCGUUUGUGAUGUGAACAGUUGAAGAAAAUCACCACACAAGUUUGUCACAGUCAGCUAAAGCAAUAGAAAGCCAAGCUAGGGUGAUUGUUUCCAGUGACAUUGUAUGACAUACACUGCAGAGGAGUGAUGUGCAAGGGUGCUGUCUGUGAGGGAAGCCACUGCUCAAGCCAGUGCACAGAAAAGCCAGUUUAACAUUCGCCAGGACCCUGGUGUCAAAGGUGAAGACUAUUGGGACUGAUGAGACAAAGGUAAAUGUUUUCGGAAUGGAUGGCGUCCAAACUGUAUGACGUCACAAGGGUGAGGAGUAUGAUGAAAAAUGCAUGGUACUCACAGUAAAGCAUGGUGGCAAUGUUCUUCUGUGGGGGUGUGUGAGUGCUGCAGGUGUCGGGGAAUUACACUUCACUGAUGGCAUCAGGGAUUCACAGAUAUGCCGAAAGGGAAGAUGAAGGAAGUACCAGAUGUACCAUCUCUCCAUGCCAUGGGUCACCUGGCCCAAAACAUACAUCCAAGGCCACUGCUGCAUUUCUGAGGAAGAACAGGGUGUCAGUGAUUCUGUGGCCAAGCAUAUCAGCUGACCUCAACCCAAAGGUCAGCUGUGGGGAGUUCUGGAAGGACAGGCUGAGCAUCAUUCUCCAUCCAGCAUCCUGGUUCUGGAAGGACAGGCUGAGCAUCAUUCUCCAUCCAGCAUCCAGAAGGACAGGCUGAGCAUCAUUCUCCAUCCAGCGUCCAGAAGGACAGGCUGAGCAUCAUUCUCCAUCCAGCAUCCUGGUUCUGGAAGGACAGGCUGAGCAUCAUUCUCCAUCCAGCAUCCUGGUUCUGGAAGGACAGGCUGAGCAUCAUUCUCCAUACAGCAUCCUGGUUCUGGAAGGACAGGCUGAGCAUCAUUCUCCAUCCAGCAUCCUGGUUCUGGAAGAGCUCAUUCUCCAAUAAUGAACAAAGAUGUGGCUGUAUGUCACCAACUUGUUCAUUCCAUGUCUAGAAGAGUUAGUGCUGUUCUUAAAAAUAAUAGCGGUCAUACAACAUAUUAGUUUUGGUUGAAUUUGUUGUAGGGUGUACUCAUUUUUGCAACACUUCAUUUAAAUACAGUUUACAAUUUUCUUAUCCUAAUGAUGUUGGUGAUCAAGUUUUUAUGUUAAUGAAACAAAUGUUAUAAAACUCAGUUUUGUCAAAAAUCUGCUAAUUGUUCUGGUAUUCACUGAGAAAUGGAUAAAAAUCUUAAUUUUCAAAUUUCAUUGAUGCUGGGCACUGUAUAUAUGUAUUCUCUCCUUCACUGGGGUGAACUCCAACGUACAAGCGCUGAACUGGGGGGCUGUCAGUAAACCUACAGCUGCUCAGCCCCCCUCAGCCUGGGUAACUCCAGAGUGGAGUAGAGUCCAGGCCCUUGUGUGUUGAGGUGAAUCUGACUAUAGAUGGUCUCUCUCUGCCUCCCGCACCACCUGCGGCUCCUUGCUCACCAGAGAGUCACAUUCUUCGUUCCUAAAGCCAGCUUCAGUAGCUGGGGGGUCAGACUGCCAAGCCCUCUGCCUUCGACUGCUGCCCAGUCCAGCACAGCGGACCCUUCUGGCUCCUCCUGCAGGUGGUGGGCCCAAAGGAGAGUGGGUCCAUGUGGCCCAUUCUUACUGUAUUUGGCAGGGUCCCAUGGGUGAAAGCCCGACCACAAGGCGCUUGCCAAUGACCCCCCCCCAACCACCCUGGCUCCAGGGCGGGGCCACGAUAGGAUUUUAGGGACAUACAAACCCAUCCACCACAGUAAGGUGGCGAUUCAUGGAGGGGAAUCUCAGACCGACAUGCCAGUUUCCUUGCACAUGCCCAGUUGCCGUGCACCAAUGCAGUCUGCUAGACCCAUAAUGUGGGUUGCACACUUACAGUCAGCUUGGACACCCCUAAUUACAAAAUUUAAGUCACUCACCCUAAUGCCACAUGGAAAAGUGUGAAUUGGGCUUAAGAUAUCUCUCAGGGGAAUCUGAUUAUGGUUUUCUUUUUCUUUAGAAAGAUAAAUAGCAAGAUGCAACAGAAAAAGGCCAUACAACAGUCCUGUCAGAUGUCAGCACCAGACCGACAGUUUACAGCCACACCAUUGUCAAGCAGUGAGAGGUGGAGACCUGCAGAGGGCGCUCCCACUGGCCACUCAUCUAGGAGCUUCACUCAUUCCAGCUACUCAGGUCAGAACCUGCCCUGUGAAACCAGGCUGAUGGACUAUGAAGACCAUGUGUCCACAACUCCGGAAAGGGUGAAGCAGGUGCCUCCACCCGCUGUGGGGGUCUCAUCCAUUUACACAAAGGAGAUGGAACUGGCAUCACCUCAUAUGAUUCCUGCCUCCAUCCAAAAGACCAUCCAGGAAGAGAAAAAACAAUUGAAGUCAUGGAUGAAGGAAGCAUUUAAAAAUAAGGGGCUGGGAAAACCUCCACAUGCUGUCAGGGAGAACACAAAACAGACAAGGCCUUCCCUCCCUGCUAUGCAUUCUGCCUCCGCCCAAGUGACAAUCAAGAAGGAGGAGACACAGGGAGAGUCAUGGGUGGAGAAAGCACGUGGAAAUAAGGGGAUGGUGAAAGUGUUGGAGGGAAAUGGGCCUCAAAGCCCAAUGCUGGAGGUGCAGCAGCAGCCGGAUGGGCUGCAGGACACAUACAAGGAGCAGGUGAACCAGCUCCAGCAGGAACUAGAGGAGAUGAAACGCAAGUGUGAGAAACUGCAGGUGAUGGAGACAGAGCUCCAGAGGAGGAAAGCUGAGGAACCUCCGGCAACGCAUCGGCCAUCUUCUGCUCACCUUUGUCCGUACGCUAGCCUUGUAAGAGAUUAAUAUGGACAGUGAUGUCAUGGAUAAGAUACUGGAUGAGGUCUUGAAUGAGGUUCCUGAGGUCUGACUUGGUCUCCAGUGUGGGUGGACUACGUAGGUCAAUUCUUACUUUGUCCAUUUUUUUUUUAUUAUACAAAUGUUUUUUGAUUAAAAAACAAACUCAAAUGUUUAUGUACUUAAGGUAUAUUCUUUAUAUUUUGCAUGAUAAAACAUUUCAAAUAUCACAACUGGCAUACUUUUCAUUCUCAUUUCUAGUUCAUUUUCAAAUUACCUACAUAAUAGCAUCCGGCAUAAUAACAAACCACACUUAGAGUAAUAGUUUUUUUAAACCUUUAAAUGUAGAUUCUUAUUUACUUGCGCUCAUUUGAUACCUUAUCUCCUUGGUGAUUUUAAGGUCAGUAAAUCAUUGUAAACCUAGAUCCUGUCAGAACAGCAACACUGUAUUCUCCAGAUGGCCCUGUCCCUCCUCCCACCCAAAUACUCCAGUCCUUCGCCCCCUACCCACACUCCUCACCUCUCCAGAAAUUGCUUUAAAAGUCCAACUUAUCUCGGUGUGAUGAAGUAUGCAAGUCCUCUCAUGUGCCACCACUAAAGUAACACUGCUAACAUUUUGGUGUGGUUUGUCUCAGAAUGAAAUCAGUUCUAGACUGUUUCCUAUAGAAAGUUUUUUUCCUCUCCUGAAGCCCUAUAGAUGCCACACAGUAGAGUUCAUCUAGUGGGCAAAAGGCAAUGUGUUUGUUGACUUGUCUGAAUCUGAGAUCUGCACAAAAAUAUGUAAAAUAAAUUCCAAAAAUAAGACUGCAUCAUAACAACAA